AUGAUGGCAAGGAGAACGAUUCGAGUGGAUUCCUCAACAAUCCUCAUCGCGGCAUUAGCCGCAAUCGUUGUGCUCAUUGUUAUCUCUACAGCUAUCAUGCUCCUUAUAAUGAGACAUCGGAAAAAGCACUAUAAGGAACGGCUUGCAAAGACAUGGGAACAGCGUGUACGAGAAGCUGCACAAGAGUUGGAACAGCAAUCAUUAGAAGGGGGCAAAGCUGGACGACGACGUCGGAGAGAAUCGAGAGACACCACAACAAAAGACCGUUCAAAAGAGGGAUCAAAAGAAGCUUCCAAGGAACAGGGAUCGAAAGAUGCCCUGUCGAAGGAGGCAGGUUCUGCAGAAAAAGCUGCCCCUUUGGGUGAUCUCCAAGCACUUGCAUUCGCUGCGGGUGAUGUGCAAAGGUAG
Messenger RNA from Cooperia oncophora, 408 nucleotides. The record is from the annotation of a GenBank genome assembly. Lineage: Eukaryota; Metazoa; Nematoda; Chromadorea; Rhabditida; Trichostrongylidae.